Neomonachus schauinslandi (Hawaiian monk seal) is the source of this 2068-nucleotide messenger RNA. RefSeq names its product prolylcarboxypeptidase (gene PRCP). The transcript has 10 exons. Gene Ontology annotation, biological process: angiogenesis involved in wound healing; negative regulation of systemic arterial blood pressure; regulation of blood vessel endothelial cell migration. The record is from RefSeq and is a predicted model, not a curated record. NCBI's taxonomy places the organism in Eukaryota, Metazoa, Chordata, Mammalia, Carnivora, Phocidae. Gene Ontology annotation, molecular function: serine-type exopeptidase activity; dipeptidyl-peptidase activity. The coding region runs from base 40 to 1533 and encodes 497 amino acids.
GGUGGAGAUUGAACUCUGCAUUCUCCGGCAUCCUGGGCCAUGGGGCGUCCCACCGCCCUGCUCCUGCUCUUGGCUUUCCUGACGCCUGGGGCCGCCAUCCGUGUACCGCCGGCCAUGAAGGCCCUCAGCAGCCUGCGUUGGUCAACCAGUUUCACAUCCCGCGGUACUGUUGCCAAGAAGUACUCGAUUCACUACAUCCAACAGAAGGUUAAUCAUUUUGGAUUUGAUGCUGAUAAAACUUUUAAACAGCGGUACCUAAUAGCUGAUGAACACUGGAAGAAAAAUGGUGGAUCAAUACUUUUCUACACUGGUAAUGAAGGGGACAUUACAUGGUUUUGCAAUAAUACGGGGUUCAUGUGGGAUGUGGCUGCUCAACUGAAGGCUAUGUUGGUGUUUGCAGAACAUCGAUACUAUGGAGAGUCCCUACCUUUUGGUAACAAAUCAUUCACGGAUUCCAGACACUUGGACUUUCUGACAUCAGAACAAGCUCUGGCUGAUUUUGCAGUGUUAAUCAAACACUUGAAAAAAACAAUCCCAGGAGCUAAAAAUCAACCUGUCAUUGCCAUAGGGGGCUCUUACGGUGGCAUGCUUGCAGCCUGGUUCAGGAUGAAAUAUUCCCAUAUAGUGGUUGGAGCUCUUGCAGCCUCUGCCCCCAUCUGGCAUUUUGGUAAUCUGGUACCUUGUGGUGUAUUUAUGGAGAUUGUAACUAAAGAUUUUAAGAGAAGUGGUCCAAAUUGUUCAGAAACCAUUCGCAGCUCCUGGGAUGCUAUUAAUCGAUUCGCAAGAACAGGUGCUGGCUUGCGUUGGCUUUCUGAAAACCUUGACUUAUGUACCGCAUUAACAAAUACUCAGGAUGUCCAGAAUUUGAAAGCCUGGAUCUCUGAAACCUGGAUAAAUCUGGCAAUGGUGGACUACCCUUAUGAGUCUGACUUUUUACAGCCUUUGCCUGCUUGGCCUAUCAAGGUAGUGUGCCAGUAUUUGAAAAAUCCCAGUGUAUCUGAUGCACAGCUUCUGCAGAAUAUUUUCCAAGCUCUGAAUGUCUAUUACAAUUAUUCAGGCCAGGCGAGCUGCUUGAAUAUAUCAGAGACAACAACUAGCAGUCUGGGAACCCAGGGUUGGAGCUAUCAGGCCUGCACAGAAAUGGUCAUGCCUUUUUGUACUAAUGGUAUUGAUGACAUGUUUGAACCUCACUCAUGGAACUUGAGGGAAUUUUCUGAGGACUGUUUUAAACAGUGGGGUGUAAGACCGAGACCUGCCUGGAUCAUUACUAUGUAUGGAGGCAAAAACAUCAGUUCACACACGAACAUCAUUUUUAGCAAUGGUGAACUAGACCCCUGGUCAGGAGGUGGAGUAACCAAGGAUAUCACAGACACCUUGGUUGCAAUCACCAUCCCAGAAGGGGCCCAUCAUCUAGAUCUCCGAGCCAGAAAUGCCUUUGAUCCCACGACCGUGCUAUUAGCCCGCUCCUUGGAAGUUAGACACAUGAAGCAGUGGAUCAGAGAUUUCUAUGCCAAUCAGAGAAAGAAGCACUGAACAAUUUUGAUCAUUUUCAGUUUCUUCUUUUAUGUUCAUUCUACCCAUGUUCCCAUUCACUUUGGUUUUCUGCAUGUAAUUACUUUUCCUUGUUUGUCAUUAGAUUUGGUGGGGCGAAGGUUGAGAUAGAAGAGAGGGUGACGGUGGUGACGGCAGACAUCCCACAUCCCGGGUCCUCGCCAUCUUCACGCCACCUCCAGGAAGAAUCUCUUUGUGACAGCUUUCCUACACCAUCAGUGGCCCUCAUAACUGGAGCAGAGUUCCUGACUGCCUUUCACAAGAGGGAGAGUCACUUCUUUUGUUUCUCUGCAAGCAGGGCUUUCUCUUGGUUUUGAGGUUAAAGUCUCUUUGGUCCAUUUGUCACUCCCCAUCCCUCCCCCCCCAAAAAAAGAAAAGCAGAAAAUAGAUAAAAAUGAUGUAAUUGCAGCUGGUAGGAAGGAUGUCCGAGCCAAUCCAGGAAAUGGAAGCCAUUUCUUUUGUACUUGAUUUAAUGACUUUGAACUGUGCUAUAAAUAAAGAGUAAGGCUGGACCUUA